Messenger RNA from Erinaceus europaeus (western European hedgehog), 1461 nucleotides. Its product is annotated as vomeronasal type-2 receptor 1-like. Gene Ontology annotation, cellular component: membrane. The transcript is spliced from 4 exons. Gene Ontology annotation, molecular function: olfactory receptor activity; G protein-coupled receptor activity. The coding region runs from base 1 to 1461 and encodes 486 amino acids. Gene Ontology annotation, biological process: G protein-coupled receptor signaling pathway. The record is from RefSeq and is a predicted model, not a curated record. NCBI's taxonomy places the organism in Eukaryota, Metazoa, Chordata, Mammalia, Eulipotyphla, Erinaceidae.
AUGGCUGGCCAAAAGAAAGUCUUGUUUCUAGGAUUGCUUGCCUUUUUAUGGGCUGGAGUGGACACUGAAGGCAAAGAAGAUGAAGAAGAGACUUGUAGGUUGCUGGGCAAGUUUGAUUUGAAUGGGUAUGUAGAUGCCAAGAACCAUACACUUAUUAUUGGAGGGAUGUUUCCUGGUCACUCCAGGAUCAUCCCAGCAAACAAGUCUAUUUUGGAGCCAGUGUCAGCAAAAUGUGAAGGGUUUAAUUUUCGGGGGUUUCGCUGGAUGAAAACCAUGAUCCACACAUUCAAGGAGAUUAACGAGAGGAAGGAUAUUUUGCCCAACGUCAUUUUGGGCUACCAGAUCUUUGACAACUGUUUCUCCGUCCCCAAGACAUUGGAAGCGGUGCUGGUUUUCCUGACAGGGCAAGAAGAAAACAAGCCCCAUUUCAGAAACAGCACGGGGGCGUAUCUGGCAGGAGUUGUGGGAGCAGGAGGAUCAUCCCUGUCCAUUGCUGCUUCGAGACUUCUAGGGUUGUAUGAUCUGCUUCAGGUGGGCUAUGCCUCUACUUACCCAAUGCUUGGUGACAAAUACCAGUUUCCAACUUUCAUCCACACCGUGCCUAAUGACUUAGCCCACUGUAUGGGUAUUGUAUAUUUGCUUUCUCACUUUGGUUGGCCCUGGAUUGGCAUUAUUACCAGUGGUGAUGAUUAUGGAAAUUUUGCAGUUGAUACUUUAAAAUUUUAUUUCCAAGGGAGUCUCUUAUGUCCAGCAUUCUCUGAAGUCAUUCCCAAAAUCUUUUCCAAGGAGAAAAUCCAGAAAGUGAUUGACACUAUAGAGAAAUCCACAGCCCGAGUCAUUGUGCUCUAUGCCUCUGAUCUUGACCUUGGGCCCUUGGUGAUGGCAAUAGUUCACCACAAUAUCACGGGCAGGACAUGGAUUGCCAGCGAGGCCUGGAUCACCUCAGCUGCCCUGGCAAAGCCUGAAUACUUCCCAUAUUUUGGUGGCACUAUUGGAUUCGCAGUGCCAAGGGCUGAUAUCCCAGGACUGAAAGAAUUUCUUUAUGAUAUUCAUCCUAGCAAGGACCCAACUGACGUCCUGACCAUUGAAUUCUGGCAAACUGCUUUUAACUGCACUUGGCCCAACAGCAGUGCGCCCUACAAUACUGACCACAGAGUGGAUGUGAUUGGGCAAGGGGAUAGAUUGCAGGGCAUGUCUGAUGAGUUCUGUACAGGGCAGGAGAAGCUGGAAGAGCUUCAGAAUACCUACCUGGACGUGUCUCAGCUGAGAAUCACAAACAACGUGAGACAGGCCGUGUAUGCUCUGGCUUAUGCCUUGGAUCGUCUGAGCAGAUGUGAGGAAGGGCAUGGGCCGUAUAUCCCAGGCAACACCUGUGCAUAUAUACCUGACUUUGAACCUUGGCAGAGGUUGUACCAAUUACAUUCCUCCCAGCAGUGUAGGAUGGUUCCUUUCAACCCAUAA